Messenger RNA from Puccinia triticina, 1248 nucleotides. RefSeq lists its product as uncharacterized. Gene Ontology annotation, molecular function: actin filament binding. Gene Ontology annotation, biological process: Arp2/3 complex-mediated actin nucleation. Gene Ontology annotation, cellular component: Arp2/3 protein complex; actin cytoskeleton. The record is from RefSeq and is a predicted model, not a curated record. Bases 1 to 1248 code for a protein of 415 amino acids. The transcript is spliced from 3 exons. Lineage: Eukaryota; Fungi; Basidiomycota; Pucciniomycetes; Pucciniales; Pucciniaceae.
AUGGCCGUCGAGAUCAACCAGCUGGCCACCGAGCCCAUCACCGCACACGCAUUCAACGCUGACAGGAGCCAUCUGGCCGUGUCCGAAAACUCAAACCAAGUCAAGAUCUACCAGAAAACGGCUGCCCGGCCUGGCGCUGCUUCCUCAUGGACCGCAACCCACACUCUCUCAGACCACGAUAAACUGGUCACUUCCAUCGAUUGGGCCCCUCGAACCAACCAGAUCGUCACUGCAUCCCAGGACAGGAACGCCUAUGUAUGGCAGUACGGCCCAGACCCAUUAGACCCGAGCAAGCCGGCAACCUGGCAGCCGACCUUGGUCCUAUUACGGCUGAACCGCUCGGCCACCUUUGUCCGCUGGUCGCCAGACGAGGCCAAGUUUGCGGUGGGCUCGGGGGCUCGUGCGAUUGCGGUGUGCCAGUACGACGACGAGUCGAACUGGUGGGUAGCCAAGCAUCUCAAGAAGCCACUCCGCUCGACCGUGCUCAGUCUGGCCUGGCACCCCAACUCGGUCCUGCUUGCCGCCGGCUCGGCCGACGCUACCUGCCGGGUCCUCAGCGCCUACAUCAAGGGCGUCGACUCCAAGCCCGCACCCACCGUCUGGGGCGAGCGGAUCCCGUUCAAUACGAUCUGUGCCGACUUCUCCGCGCCCUCCGGGGGGUGGGUCCACGACGUCUGCUUCUCCCCCAGUGGGGACGCCCUCGCCUUCGUCUCCCACGACUCCGCCAUCACCCUCGUCUAUCCCAGCGGACCCGACGCCGCGCCCCAUGCGAUCCAUGUCAUCAAACUCCCCAGCCUGCCCUUUAUCUCACUCAGCUUCUGCUCCGAGACCAGCCUCGUGGCCGCCGGCCACGACUGCCAACCGAUGCUAUUCCAGGGAAACCUUCAGGCCGGCUGGCAGCUUGUCAAGACCCUCGACGAGGGCAAAAGCGCCGCCGCCGGCGCCCAGGCCAAGUCCAUGGCCGGCCCCGGGAUCGGAAGGCUCAACAACGAGGCCUUCAACCUCUUCCGCUCCGCCGACUCUCGCGGCGUCAUGUCUUCCGUCGAAGGUGCUGCCACAUCCGGGAACCGCGCCGGCGUCGACACCGUCCAUUCAAACACGAUCACUAGCAUCCGUAACUUUGCCGGCCAACCUGGCGCAGUCACCCACCUCAGUACCUCCGGCGUCGACGGUAAGCUCGUCGUGUGGGAUGUCAACGGCGGCAGCGCGGCCGGAAUCACUAAAGCCAUUAGUAGUAUGAAAGUCUGA